This is a messenger RNA of Saxophila tyrrhenica, 363 nucleotides long. RefSeq lists its product as uncharacterized. The record is from RefSeq and is a predicted model, not a curated record. The transcript is spliced from 3 exons. Lineage: Eukaryota; Fungi; Ascomycota; Dothideomycetes; Mycosphaerellales; Extremaceae. The coding region runs from base 1 to 363 and encodes 120 amino acids.
AUGCCAGCCUACACCCUCGUCGUGCAUCUUUAUGCAAAGAAGGACGGCGUCGAGAAGUUGACGGCGAAGCUGCAAGAGGCGAGUCAAGUUUAUAGCAAAGACAAAGAGUGUUUGGCCUGGCUCGUCAUGCAAGACCACAAAGACCCUCAAGCAUUCACCAUCGUCGAACGCUAUGCUCAUGAGGGCAGCCAGAAGUAUCACCUCGAGAAUCCAUACUGGCAAACGUUCGAUAAAUACGUCAUACCGUUACUCGAGAAGGACAUGGACCUCCGUCGCUACAACGAGCUCGACACGAGCAAGGAGGUGAAGGUGGAACAGGAUCCGAAGCUGUGGGAGGCGGUCGCGAAGCACCAGGGUCAAUAG